AUGGAGGAAACGAUCAACAAGGAUGGAGAGGCACUUUCUAUGGCGCGAAGGAGUACUAAGAGAUCUAAGAGUGGGGAGGAAAUUCCCAUGGAGGUACGCAUGCGAGAAUCGGUGAAGGAGUAUCAAUCGGUUCCAACGAUGAAGGUUAAUCAAAGAUCUUUUGCUGAGGUUACGGGUAUGGAGAACGGAGUUGCUGGUGACUCGCUUCCAUGGCUAGCUGAGGAAGAGGUUCCUGACCUGGAACCACUGGACCCGAGUUUGGGGGAGAUUUCGGAGUGGGGCUUCCAAAUGAUUUUUAGGGCAGAUGGAUCUGUAGAAAUCAAGAGUAAUAGUGAAGCCAGAGCAAGGAUGAGGCAGCGUUGGAAGAAUGCACUAAUUGUCAAAUUGCUUGGCAAAAGGAUAGAGGUGGGUUUCAUGAAGAAGAGACUAGAAACGCUUUGGGCUAAGGCAGGGAAUAUUACUGUUGCUGACCUUGGUAAUGAAUUUUUUUCAGUAAGAUUCAGUAGUCUAGAGGAUCUUAAUCUAGCUAUUACGGGAGGACCUUGGGUUAUUUUAGGUCAUUACCUGGCCAUUCGCAAAUGGGAACCUUGUUUUGAUCCGGACAAGGCCAACAUCCACAAGGUGGCAGCCUGGGUCCGCCUUCCUGGGAUUCCCCAAGAAUAUUGUGAGUUUCCCUUUCUUAAUCAGCUGGGGAAUGUGAUUGGGAAAGUGCUCAAAGUUGAUAGAACCACAUCUACUGAUGAUAGGGCCCGUUUCGCUAGAGUUUGUAUUGAGGUUGAUCUAGCUAAGCCUCUAAGGGGGUCGUAUAUCCUUGAUGGUUGUAGGAAGAUGGUGGAGUAUGAGGGUUUGUUCUUGAUUUGUAUUAAAUGUGGUAGGUAUGGACACAAUUCGAACUCUUGUCCUGAUUAUGUUAAGUCUACAGCUUCGGCUAAGCCUGAUAUGCCUCCUGAGCAAACUGUUGAACUUCCCUGCAACCAAGAAGUAGGCCCUUGGAUGGUGGUCCAGCGUAGGAGAAAACAUCAGCAGCAAAUCCAGAAGAAAGAAGCUGUCAGUGGAAGGAAAUUUGGUGAAGAUAUCUCUAACAUAAAGGAUCUGAAGAUUUCAGAAUCAAAUCCUAAGGUGGAGAAUGAUGUUCAGGAGACUAGUGAGGGUAACAAGCAAGGAGCAGUCCAUUCUUUGGCUAAAGUAAGUAAGGAGAAUGAGGUGUCACAGAAGGUAGAUCACUCCACUGAUGUAGAGAUGAAAUUUAAGGCAGUUGCUAAUGAGCAGUUGAAGAAGGCCCCUGGUGGUAAGCCUGCUAUGUCAAUUAAUAAGAAUCUUGCUUCGAAGAACCAGAAUGCCAAAAGAAAAGGUGCAAACAGACCAGUGCUCGCUGUGAGUGCUUCAGGCAGUAGAUCAAAGAAUAAGAAGGGCAGUAGUGGAGCUGGAAUAGUUCAUCAGGUUAAGCUGGAUCAACAGAAAGGUACUAGGUAG
Messenger RNA from Gastrolobium bilobum, 1473 nucleotides. RefSeq lists its product as uncharacterized. The record is from RefSeq and is a predicted model, not a curated record. Gene Ontology annotation, molecular function: nucleic acid binding; zinc ion binding. Lineage: Eukaryota; Viridiplantae; Streptophyta; Magnoliopsida; Fabales; Fabaceae. Bases 1 to 1473 code for a protein of 490 amino acids. The transcript has a single exon.